Molecule: messenger RNA, 402 nt
Organism: Sphenostylis stenocarpa
Lineage: Eukaryota; Viridiplantae; Streptophyta; Magnoliopsida; Fabales; Fabaceae
Source: the annotation of a GenBank genome assembly
AUGGCUGUUCCCUUGCUAAGCAAGAAAGUUGUGAAGAAGCGUGUGAAGAAGUUUAAGAGGCCUCAAAGUGACCGCAAAAUUUCCGUGAAGCCUAGCUGGCGCAGGCCGAAGGGUAUUGAUUCACGUGUCAGGAGAAAGUUCAAAGGAUGUGUUUUGAUGCCAAACAUUGGUUAUGGUUCAGACAAGAAGACCCGUCACUAUCUGCCUAAUGGAUUCAAGAAGUUUGUUGUCCACAAUGUCAAGGAUCUAGAACUUCUGAUGAUGCACAACAGAACAUACUGUGCUGAGAUAGCACACAAUGUGUCAACCAGGAAAAGAAAGGAGAUUGUGGAACGUGCUGCACAGUUGGAUGUUGUUGUUACCAACAAACUGGCCAGGUUGCGCAGCCAAGAAGAUGAGUGA